Messenger RNA from Anthostomella pinea, 1023 nucleotides. Lineage: Eukaryota; Fungi; Ascomycota; Sordariomycetes; Xylariales; Xylariaceae. The record is from the annotation of a GenBank genome assembly.
AUGAUAAGCCUCAUGGAGGACCGCUGUCAGGCCCUCCGCGAGGGCGGAAUCACCAACUUCUUCAUUUCCAUCCUUAUCGUGAUCGGAAUCAUGCUUUCCUACUUGACUCAACACUACCGAAUCAUCUCCCGCGGCUCCUCCGAAGGCAUCUCGCCGUACUUCGUCCUACUUGGUGUUACAUCCGCCAAUGCCCAGUUCGGCAACAUCCUUACCUUUCCCGCAUCCCGAGCCGACGUUGCCUGCUGCAAAGAAGUUAGUGCCUUCGAGUGCACGGCUGGCCUGCUGGGUAUUGCACAGAUUGGUACACAGUGGAUCUGUUUCGCCAUCAUCCUGGUUCUAUUCCUUGUCUUCUUUAGGCGCGAAGACGAUGAGCUAUUAGACGACGACUCUGUACGGGAUGACGAUCGACCUACCUGGAGAACCGCCCUCGGUGUCGCUGGCCUGUGCCUGGUCCAUGGUCUAUUCGUCGUCAUUAUCUCAGCUGCACUUGCGUUCGGCGCACCCUCAUACCUAGCCGCGUGGGCAAACAUUCUAGGAAUCAUGGCUGCUGCCUUUGCCGCGGUUCAGUACAUCCCCCAGAUAUGGACAACGUACAAGAUCAAGCAGGCCGGUAGUCUGAGUAUCUUGAUGAUGACUAUACAAACGCCUGGUGGGCUUCUCUUCGCCGCCAGCUUGGCAGCUCGGCUAGGAUGGGCAGGUUGGAGUUCGUGGGGCGUAUAUGUCAUGACUGCCAUUAUGCAAGGAAUUCUUCUCGGCAUGGCCAUCAGAUACGAAUGGGCGGCGCAGAUGGAGGGAGGUUCCGGGCGCGAAGGAAGCUCUUCUCCGCCGCAACGACCCGCGUACAACCGACGUACGACGCCUCGAGCCCUACCGUCACCAGGUCCGUACUCGGCACACCUGCAAGCGUAUGCUGAUACACAAGAAGAAAUCGAGCGCGCGCUUGAUCGCGAGAGCACGCAGGGAUACGGAGAGAACCAGCCACUGCUCGCACCAGGUGGUCUCGGUAGCUCUGGCACCCGGUAG